This is a messenger RNA of Polyodon spathula (Mississippi paddlefish), 3951 nucleotides long. Its product is annotated as patched domain-containing protein 3-like. Gene Ontology annotation, cellular component: membrane. The transcript is spliced from 4 exons. Bases 139 to 2916 code for a protein of 925 amino acids. Lineage: Eukaryota; Metazoa; Chordata; Actinopteri; Acipenseriformes; Polyodontidae. The record is from RefSeq and is a predicted model, not a curated record.
UGCAGCUUCAGUUAUCUGUACUGUUAGUUUUACUGGGUCGGUUGAUUUAGAAAGCAAAACAAUUUUAAAACGGCUUUGUUUAAAACUGUUACAUUGUUUUGAAUAACACAACAAAUCCCGUGGUCUGAUUCUAUUAAAAUGGGUAGAUGUGUAUGCCGCACAGACUGUAUAGAGAAGCCAAUCUGCGCAGCUUUUUAUAAAUUAGGGCAUUUUGUAGGAUCACAUCCCUGGUGGUUUCUAGUGAUCCCUUUGCUGAUCUCGGGUGGUCUGGGGGCAGGCUUUUAUUUUCUGAAGGAGUAUGAAGCAAACGACAUCGAAGAGCAGUUUACUCCCUUGGAUGGCCCUGCAAAGGGGGAGCGAGACGUUGUACAGAAAUUCUUCCCUCAGAAUGACUCGGACUUUUCCAGCCAGCGGCUCUACACGGAGGGGACCUACGCGUCCCUGAUUGCAGUUUCCAGAGAGAACAUUUUAACAGAAACUGCAUUUAAAGAAAUAAUUGAACUAGACAACACUGUAAAAGACAUAACUUCAGACAAUAAUACAUAUUUAGAUCUGUGUGCUAAAACAAACAACGAAUGUGUUCCAAAUGCGAUAUUAGAAAUAAUACAUUACAAUGCCAGCGAAAUAGCAGAUAUUAAUCUUACCUAUCCCAUGUACAAAACGAACAUAUUUCUUGGAUCGACUGUUGGCGGAGUCGAUAUAAAAGGUCAUGUAGUAGAUAAAGCAACAGCAAUUAGACUGUUUUACUAUUUAAGAGACGACGAGGCGGGAAAAAGCAACUUGUGGCUGGAAGAAUUUCAAAAAGUAUUUUCAGAAUACUUGACAGAAAAUAAAACUCUUCAGGUAUCGUAUUUUACUUCAUUAUCAAGGCAGCAGGAGUUUGAAGGCAAUUCUAAGAAAGUGAUCCCAUUGUUUUCCAUCACGUAUUUCCUUGCCAUUUUCUUUUCAAUUGUAUCUUGCUUGAGGUUUGACUGUGUCAGAAAUAAGGCAUGGGUUGCCACCUUUGGAGUCCUGUCAGCAGGCUUAGCGGUGCUGUCUGCUUUCGGGAUGUUGCUGUACUGUGGAAUGCCGUUCGCUAUGACUGUGGCUAACGCCCCGUUCCUGAUUCUAGGGAUUGGCGUUGAUGACAUGUUCAUUAUGAUCUCCUGCUGGCAGCAAACCAAGGUUCAUGAUUCCGUGGCAGACCGCUUGGCAGAGACGUAUAAAGAGGCAGCCGUCUCCAUCACCAUCACCACUCUAACUGAUGUCUUGGCUUUCUACAUAGGCAUCAUGACACCCUUCCGAUCGGUGCAGUCGUUUUGCCUCUACACAGGCACUGCAGUUCUGUUCUGCUAUCUGUACAACAUAACAUUCUUUGGCGCUUUCUUGGCUCUCAAUGGAAAAAGAGAAAAGGGCAACAGGCACUGGCUGACGUGCAUGAAGGUGGAGCAGGACUGUCCAGCAGGACGCUCUAAAGGGUACAGCAUGUGCUGUGUAGGAGGGGCAUAUGAUGCAGACACCGGCUGUGAGAAAGAGCAGCCAGUGUAUAUGUUCUUUAAGAGGUACUAUGGCCCUUUUCUUACAAACACAUGGACCAAAGUGUUUGUGGUGUUGCUGUAUGGGGGGUACCUGGCUAGCAGUAUUUAUGGGUGUCUUCAGAUGCAGGAAGGUAUAGACCUUCGAAAUCUGGCGUAUGACGGUUCAUAUGUUGUUAACUACUAUGAUGAUGAGGAUGCUUAUUUUUCAGAGUAUGGACCAAGAGUUAUGGUUGUUGUUACAGAACAAGUUGAAUAUUGGAAUAAAGAUGUCCGUCAAGAGAUUGAAAGUUGUUUGAAAGUGCUUGAAAAACACUUGUAUGUUGAUGCAAGCCUGUCUGUUUCAUGGCUAAGAAUAUAUGAGAAUUUCUCUAGAUUACUAAAUAUCAGCUUAAAUAAUGAAACAGUAUUUAAAGACAAUUUAAAGUUUAUUCUUCCAACCUUUAAACAAGACAUUAGUAUCUCUAAUGAUGAUAUUAUUGCCUCCCGCUUCUUUAUUCAGACCAUAAAUAUUACCACUCCAAUCAAGGAAAAGAACAUGCUGAACGAGCUGAGAGAGGAUGUAAAGAACUGUGUAGUCCCAGUACUGGUUUAUCACCCAGCAUUCAUCUACUUUGACCAGUAUGUAGUCAUAGUCUCUAACACGAUACAGAAUAUUGCAGUGGCAACUGCAGUAAUGUUGGUCAUCGCCCUCCUGUUGAUUCCCAAUCCACUUUGCUCUUUGUGGGUAACGUUUGCCAUCGGAUCUGUCAUUGUUGGUGUUGCCGGCUUCAUGUCUUUCUGGAAUGUUAACUUGGACUCCAUAUCUAUGAUCAAUCUGGUCAUCUGUAUAGGCUUCUCUGUAGAUUUUUCUGCACAUAUUUCCUAUGCAUUUGUGUCAAACAGCAAACGCGAUGUAAAUGAGAAGGCCGUUGAUGCGCUCUAUACUCUGGGUUACCCUGUAGUCCAGGGGGCAGUUUCUACUAUACUGGGUGUCGUUGUUCUGGCUGCAGCUGAAAGCUACAUCUUCAGGACAUUUUUCAAAAUCAUGUUCCUGGUCAUUCUAUUUGGGGCAGUUCAUGGUCUCACAUUUCUUCCAGUGUUUCUGACCUUCUUUGGGGUUUGUAGCAAGACUGGGGAGGUAACUAGUAAAAAGCAGAGUGAUGUGAAAGAUAAUGAAAGCAGGAAUUGCAUAGAUGGAGCUGAUCAUAAAGAAUCUAGAUACGCUCUGACAUUUACUAAUCAUGGCCUUGAACAAGAUGAUAGAGCAGGCCCAGCUGCUGUUGAUGGCAGGGAUGUUGCUAUUAGUAAUGCAUUUGGACACCCUGUGACUACCAGCAGCCACAGCCUGAAAAGAGAACCUUAUAAACAGAAAGCAUCUGAGAUGCAUGCAGAUGGACAUUUGGAUCCAGACUGCUCUUAAAUCUGAUGAUGCUUUCAGAAAUUCAAGGCAAUGCUCUGCACUUAUCCCUUAUAUAAGUUUACCACAGUAAAUUUGAACAAUAAUUUCAGUUUCCCCAUGCUUUUACCAUGGUUGUAGUAUACAUUUGCCAUGGCUUGUCAUGUUUUUUAAUAGGACUUACCAUACCUCUCUGAACAUUACAAUGCUUACCUAUAAUCGAUUUCUCUAUGCUUUAUUACACAUGAGUAUGCUUUUACCAGGGUAAACGUUUAUAAGUGUUUAUACACACCACAUCAUAUUUCAUUAUUGUACAGACUGAAGGAUAUUAUUCUCUAGAGUAAAUUUAUUGCAGCAAGUGUAAGGAAUGUUGACAUGAAUGAAGUAGGGCAGUUCAUUUAAACUUGCUGAAAUUCAGACCUCAUCUUUAUGGCCCAUCCAACCUGUAGCUUUUCCUCAACAAUUGCAAAUUGAGAAUUUGAAUGAAUAAUUAUUAUCUUAAACAAAGAUGUGUUUAUCACUAAACCAUGGCUAUAAGCUCUCAUGUGUGUACACGAUAUAUAAGGAGUUUUUUUAAUUACCUUUAAGAAUUUUCUUGUUGAAGACAUGGACUGUUUUGUGGCACUGCUUAUUACAUAAUGCUGUAUUGUUUCUGAAAUGUAUGUACUUAUUUAAAUGGAUGUUAAUUACAAUCAAUACAAUUAUUUAUUGGCUAGCUGUAUUUUAAUGCGCCACUUUAUUAUACCCCACAGUCUCUUACAAUUUAUUAAAUGCAGGUUUUACUGUACCGCCCUCAGACAUUUACUGUAAAAUAUAUGCCCGUUGCAUUUUAGAAAAAAAAAAAACCUCUGAAAACGUGUACGUCUGCUUGUCAACAUUUCUUUCAUGUUUGCAUGUUAAACUUUGUCCUGGAUUUUUUCAAGAGCAUUUGUUUUAAUAGCUUAGCAAAAUCAAGCACAUGUUUGUUUGUAAUUUAAAUUAUGUUUUUGCAAAGCAUGACAUAUAGAAAGUAAAUAUGUAGAAGUCGGUUUGAAUGUAUUUAAACAAAACUUGAUAGUA